AUGGUGUAUUUUUAUCUCAUUGAAGUUCUUCUGACGAUCACAUUAUUUGCGACUAAAGCAAAUGGAUUCAAUGUAUACCCCAGUCCAUACGAUUGUGGACCUUACGGAUUCACGUGUGAGAGAAAUAACCAAAUAAAAUUAUGUACGGACUCUAAACCAACAGGCCCUACAUUUCUCUGUCCGCGGGGAACAUUUUGCAACGAGGAGUCAACCGCCGUUUGCGAGGAUGCGAUCUCACACUUAGAUCCGACGUUAACAAACCGAAUACGAUGUCAACGCAAUGAAAGAAUUGCCAACCCAAGCGUUCCCGGCUGUAAAGCUUACAUCCUUUGUGUAUCCAAAGGCGAUCGGUUACAGGCUCUCAAUUUUAGAUGCUCGGGAAAUACACUAUUCAAUGGUAUAACACGGACUUGUACUUCUCCAAGCAAAUACAAAUGUCCUUUAGGAAAUAAUACCAAACCUACCCCGGAUUUAUUCCAUAGUACUAAUACCGUUAGAGAUCAAUUUAAAUUCUCAGGCACCAAACUUUUGGAUCAAGGUCUUCCAUCUAUAGAAUGUAAGAACUAUAAAUUCCGAUUGACGCAAGACAAUGUUGCUAACCAAGUCACUUACUUCUGUCCUGCACUUCCUCCUAGAGGACACGAGACGAUACGGUGUACGAUAUUCUCUAAUCAUUUCUGUAUCACAUUGGAUAAAGAUAAUGAAGAUCAAUAUUUACUGGAUAACACACCAAACCGCAGACCACGAAUAAAAGAUGAAAGAAUUUAA
Molecule: messenger RNA, 768 nt
Organism: Arctia plantaginis
Lineage: Eukaryota; Metazoa; Arthropoda; Insecta; Lepidoptera; Erebidae
Source: the annotation of a GenBank genome assembly